Peronospora farinosa is the source of this 570-nucleotide messenger RNA. The record is from the annotation of a GenBank genome assembly. Lineage: Eukaryota; Oomycota; Peronosporomycetes; Peronosporales; Peronosporaceae.
AUGCCCCGUCAACUUUUGGCUACUCGUUUCGUUACCAUCCCUGAUGAUGUCAAAGUCGUCCUUGAUGGCCGUAAGGUCACCGUCAGCGGCAAGCGUGGUGAAUUGACCCGUGACUUCCGUCACUUGACGCUUGACAUGCGUCGUGUCAACAAGGAGCAGAUCCGCGUGGACCUGUGGUUCGGCAACCGUAAGCAGCUUGCUUGCGUCCGUACGGUUUGCUCGUUGAUUGAGAACAUGAUCACGGGUGUCCGUGUCGGUUACCUAUACAAGAUGCGCUUCGUGUACGCCCAUUUUCCCAUCAAUGUGACGUUUGACAACAACGUCGUGGAGAUCCGCAACUUUCUGGGUGAAAAGCGUGUGCGUCGCGUGGCUUUAUCCGAGGGUGUCCAGUACGUGCGCACGGGUGAUGUGAAGGACCAGAUUGAACUGAGCGGCAUUGAUCUUCAGAAGGUCUCACAGGAUGCUGCCAACAUCACGCAGGCCUGCUUGGUCCGUCGCAAGGAUAUCCGUAAGUUCCUUGAUGGUAUCUACGUGUCCGAGAAGACCAAUAUCGAGAUUGAAGAGAACUAA